This is a messenger RNA of Megachile rotundata (alfalfa leafcutting bee), 4953 nucleotides long. RefSeq lists its product as uncharacterized. The record is from RefSeq and is a predicted model, not a curated record. Gene Ontology annotation, biological process: regulation of DNA-templated transcription. Gene Ontology annotation, cellular component: nucleus. NCBI's taxonomy places the organism in Eukaryota, Metazoa, Arthropoda, Insecta, Hymenoptera, Megachilidae. Gene Ontology annotation, molecular function: RNA polymerase II cis-regulatory region sequence-specific DNA binding; zinc ion binding; DNA-binding transcription factor activity, RNA polymerase II-specific.
UUUUGUAGAUAAUCGGAAAAAUGCCAAGAAAACGUAAAUUAUCAAAUGUAAAAGAAAGGUGUCGUAUUUGUCUCGUUGAACAUGGUUGCAUGAGUAAUUUAUUCGAUGAAUUUGUGCAAUCAAAAGUAAAUGACCUAAGUAAAUGCACCUCUAUCAAUAUUAAGAACGAAUAUAAUCUGCCAGAUAUUAUUUGCCAUACAUGUCUUUAUAAACUGGAUAUGUGGAAUGAAUUCAAAGAACAAUUCAUAAGAACAAAUCAGCUGCUGUUGAGUCAAUUAGAACUUGUAGAAACUUCAGAUAAUCAGGACUCAGAACCUAAAAAAGUAUGCGGUGAUUUACAACAAAGUGGAGAAGAUAGUCUUUCAGAUGCAUCAGAUAAGAAGAAAUUAAAAUCGGAGAUACCACCAUUGAUUCCUUUGCAAUUUACAAAUAAAGAUUGCGUGAAUGACCAAAUAAUGCUUAAUGAUAUGUACAUAUCUGAAGAUGAUGUUACAUCCUCGAAAGAUUCUUCACAGAGAGCUCAUGACGAUAAAUAUAAAAACGAUGAAAAAUACGAAAAUAAAGAUAACACAGAAAUAAAAUCAUCACAGGCUUUAACCAAAGUUAAGUGCUUAAUAGGAAGGCGUAGUAGAACAACUGAACAGAGGAAAGCAUCAACUAAAAGAUGGGUUGAAAGAAAAAAGGCUCUUUUGGCAGCAACAGGAGAAAGUGUUUCAGAUACAGAUUCUUUGACUUCAGAUGAUACACAAUUGUCACCAGUGCAAAAAGCAAGAGCAAGAACAAAUUUGGACAAAGAAACAGAAAAGCAAAUAAGAUUGACAAAGACAUUAAAAAAUUUAGAAAUUGAUAUGUUAGAUAAAUAUAAUAUGAGAAACAGUAAAGAUGAUUUCAUGAGUGUAGAUACUGAUUCUGAUACCCGUAGAACAAGAUCUUUUAAAGACAUAAAUUCUGAUAUUUCAUUAACUGAGAGUAAAAACACUUUCAGAAAAGAUGAAGUAAAGAACGAGAAAUUUUCUGUAGAUUUGAAGGGAAAAGAGAACUCUCCUAUAUUACUGCUAGAAAAUAGUAGAGUAAAAUCGCCAAGAACAGAAGAAAUAGAAAUCACUGAAAAUACAUUUGCACCAUGUUCAGUAAAAUCACAAUUAGAAAUUGGAGACGCUACAUACAUUGUAACCUCCACAUUAAUGCUUGCAGAACCCCUUUAUGUGAAUAAAACAAAUAUGAAUAAUCUUCCAAAAGAAAAUAAAAGUGGUAGUACUGAGCAAAAUCUGCAAGAGAAAAAUACUGAUAUUAUUGAUGCUGUACAGCUUCGUAGAAUAAAUCCAGUUCCGGCAGGUUCCAAUGAUAAAAAAUACGUCGAAAGGUGUUUGAACAUUGAUGUAGAAGGAACAGAGAUGGAAGCUUUAAAAUGCAUACAAAUUGAGUUAGCGAACUUUGUUGAGAAGGAAAUGAAGCAUAGGUUGUUUGGAGAGAAUAACAAUGGUACAAAGAACAAGAAGUUACCAAAUGUUUGUACAAGUUCAUAUCAGACUUUAGACCAUCAAUUGAAAAGUAUAGUAGAAAAAGCUAUAAAGAAAAAUUUCGAGUCUUCCGUGAUAAGAAGUUGUGGUACUGAUCUUAAUUCACAUGCCCAGAACCUUGGAACUGAUUCACCUACUUUUAUACAGGAAGUAACAAAUUCUAAGAAAUACCAACCAAAAGUUGUGUUAAAACGUUUAGACCUGGCAAAAGAAAGUAAACAGAGAAAUAUUAACAACAUACAUGUUGCAAUAAAACGCACGGUUAAAGGUAAACUUGGUGGGCCAUUUAGUAUGGUUUCACAUAAACGACAAAGUGUACCCCCAGUUAGAUACAAUGAUUACAAUACAUCUCCCUUGGACUCGGAAUCAGAUUUAUCAGGAGAGACAGAAAUAUCCGAAACGUCCAGAUCAGAGAAUAGUCAUAAUAUACAAAAAUCACAAGAAGAUGUAAAAAAUGUUACUACAACAAAGCAACUAGAGGAACUUAAAGCUACAGAUUCUGGCGUAAUUUCUGAAUCUGCAAAAACCGAACACAGGACAGAGCAUCAAGAAAAUGUAUUUAAAAUAAAUUCACUUGGUGAAAAGCAUAUAUGUGGUAUAUGUCAGCAAUCCUUUGAUAGCUAUAAUGAUGCCGCAGUCCAUAUACGCGUUCAUAAAACAGAAACUAAUAUUAUACAACGACCUAAUAAACAUAAAAUGAUGCGAUGUAAACGAUGCCAUGAAAUAGUCGAAGCUAGGUUCGUAAAAGCUCAUGUUUGUAAAUCUACGAAACAACAAAUUCAUAAAUGUUAUGUGUGUAAUUCUACAUUCCGAACUGAAAAACUUUUGGUACGACAUUUAGAAAAUCAUGAUCAGUCUGAGUUUAAUAUAGAAAACAUAACGAAAGGAGAAUCUCAGAAGUUGAACCCAUUGCAAAAUUCUAAGUCAAAUAAAAAUCAAGUUUCAAAAACAGAAAAUAAUGUAAUUAUAAAAUCGGAUAAUUCUAGAGUAGAUUCUGACAAAAUAGUAAUAACUAAAACCUUAAAAGGAGAUAUUGGGUCAGAAACAGAAAGAGGGAAGAAAACAUACACUUGUUUUGUAUGCGAUAAGAUAUUUACAGAUGAAGAAAUAUUGAAAGAUCAUUUACAAAAGCAUUGUGAUGAUAUGAGCGAAGAUGAUCGCAGUCCUGGUAAAGAACAGUAUCAAUGUGCUAUCUGCGGUGACUCCCUAGAUUCUGAAGAUGCUUUGGAAGCACACGUUGAAAAGCACUUGUUUGAUGAGGAAGAUGAUAAUCCUAACCUUAUUAACAUUUCUAAUGAGAAUGAUAAAUCUAAGGAUGAAAAUUAUCACUGUUUACAGUGUUCAGAAACAUUUAGUUCAGAAAUGUUAUUAGAAAUGCACAUGCAGGCUCAUGAAGAAGAAGCUGCGAUAGCAGAAUGGGAAAAGCAAGGUAUAAAAGCCUAUGAGUUUCAGUGUGUGAUAUGCGAUGAACUUCUUGAAACAGAAGAAGAUCUAACAGAACAUUUAAAUAUACAUAAUGGUAAUGCCCAUGUUUGUCAAUUAUGUGACAAACCAUUCCCAAGUCUAGAAGAUUUACAGAAACACGUUGCAACUCAUUGAUGUAAUCAUUUUACACGGAUAUUUAAAAUUAUACAGAUCAAGUUAAAUGCUAACUUGUAUUUACUACUCCUUCACUUCAUGUCUUGCAUCUUUUCAGAUUUAAAUAAUAUCUUUAAUGCAGCAAAUGUAAAUACCCAUAAUGUUAUACAUUAGUAUGUAAAAGCAAUCUCUAAGUGUAUAUACGGGCCAUUAUCAUACUUACUUGAUUUGCAAACAUUGUACGGUUUUUUGAUAUCUGCAUAUCUAGAAGUAAUUUGUAAGCAAUAAACAUAAAGAUAUGUAAAAUGAGCAUAGGGAUUUCUGUUAUGAUAAUAAUUAUGUUAUCGUAUAAUUUUUUUAACAAUUUAUAAAGAACUCGUUCUGUGUGUACAUAUACUGAUAAUUUAAUACUUCAUAUGUAUAUAUGAGUAUAUUAAGUUGAUGUAUAUAAUAGUUACUAAAACACUGUUUCUUUGAUGAAUAUGAACUGUUUACGUACGAAAUACAGUUUUGUCUUGAAGAAGUACGAGUUGUGAUAUAAAAUCUACGUAAUAUGUUUAAGAAAACAUACUAGAGAAUAGGACUGAUAAAAUUAAACAUUUGUGUAUAAAUUAAACAUGUUUUGUUUUCUGGAAUUUAACAUGUAUAUUAAUCAAUAUGCAAAUAUAAUAUGUUUUUUAUACGGCACAAUAUUGUAUAUAAAUUGUUCCUUUUAACAACUUCGUUGACAUGAUUAGGUAAUUUAUAUUUAUUUCACAAUUAAACAAAUUGGUUUUUUUUUCUUGUAAAUAUAAUCAGCGUUUCAAAAAAGUCAACACCUGACAUUCAUUAUUUAUAGUCUCUAAUAUUUCGUACAUAUUCUAUUUAUUAAGUUAUACAUAAUAAAUUUUAUACACAAACUAGAAUCUAUUUAACAACAUUAUUGGAAUCGUGAACACUCUUUACAGAAAAUAAUUUGGAGGACUAAUGAUGUAAACAAUUACAAAAAUCAGUCGCUGGCUGAAUUGUAAAUGUUAUUAUAUAUAUAAUCUACUAUAUUUACAUAAAUACUGUGUAUAGUGACACGUGUUUGUUUAUUCGUGAAGAAUAACUAGCAAUUUUAUCACUAUAUAUAUAUAUAUAUAUAUUAUAUAUAUCAUUGAAAAUUUGACUAUGUACGUAUACAAGUCAAGUUUUCUGAGCGCCUCGCGAAAACAAAAUAUAUUUUGUAUAAACAUCUUUGUUAAAGCUGACUCUAACCGUGUUCGAAUUUAUUUCAUUGUAUGUAAAACUAUAUAAAUGCUUCCCUUUCGAACCACUUUUUAAAUCUACACAGUCCGUUUGGUUUCACAAUUAUUUCACAACACUGUUGUCUAUUACUAACUUAAGGAUGUUUCUAUACUAAAGGCAUUUUCAAAGCAUGUAUAAUUUUGUGAAGAUACAUUGGGGUGCAAUGUAGGGAGUGAGAGCCAUCACCACUUUUUUUCUAUCUUGGAAAAUCUCCAAUUUCUAGAUUUCUAAAUUUCCAAACUCGCAGUUGUAUAAAUUUCUAAAUUUCCACAUUCCUAUUCUUUAGAGACAAUCUAACGUGAGCGAGUGGUGAGACAUUCGUCCCCUUACACUUCCCCUUAAUUAAGAAACGCCUAAGUUGCACAAGACUGUACAUCGACUGAUGGUUAACAAAAAGAAAAGAAAAACAUUUUACCAUAUUUCAGUACAUCAUUUUGCACUUUCAUAUCCAUUCCUUAGGUCGUGUUGUCUGUUAGCAAAAGAGUAAUGGUUAUAUGAAAUAUCCUUGACAUUACAUAUCUAAUUUUCAUAUAAAAUUUUGUUUCAUUAACAAAGAUACUAUGAUUUUCCACUCGUAAACUAUAAC